AUGAUGUCAACUAAUUUGAAAUUUAGGCUACCCACUGGUGAAAUCAUGCCUCUAAUUGGAUUUGGAACUUGGAUGUUGAGAGGAGACAAAGUUCUUACAAAAACCCUUGACUUAGCUUUGAAGGCAGGUUACAGACUCUUCGACACUGCAGACAUGUAUGGCAAUGAAGCAGAGAUUGGGAGGGCAUUGAAGGAACUGUUACCUAAACACAACUUAUCAAGGAAAGAUGUAUUCAUCCAAACAAAACUUGAUCCUGGAAAUCAAGGAGGUCGUUCAUAUAAAGCCCUGAGACAAUCUCUAUAUAAUCUGGAUUGUGAAUAUAUUGAUUUAUAUUUGAUUCACUGGCCAGGGAGUUAUGGAGUGGCUGAUAAAAGUCCAGAGAAUGCAGCUUUGAGAGAUGACAGUUGGCAAAAAAUGGUUAGGGCAGUAAAAGAAGGUUUGAUAAGGCAUAUUGGUGUAUCUAAUUACACCAUUAGACAUCUGAAACAACUCCUAUCUAAUAAUCAUGGGAUAAAGCCAGUUGUUAAUCAGGUGGAGUGGCAUCCAUUUUGGCAUCAAAAAGACUUGUAUGAGUUUUGCAAAGAACAAGGAAUAUUGCUACAAGCUUACCAACCUCUAGGUGGUCCUGGUAACAGAGACAUUAUGGAUGAUAGGGAAGUUAAAAAGAUUGCUAAAAAACUUGAUAAAACAACAGCACAGGUAAUAUUACGUUGGUCAGUUCAACAAAAUAUAGCAAUUAUUCCAAAAUCACAGACUGAGGAGCAUAUCUACAGUAACAUCCAGCUUGAUUUCACUAUUCCUGAAGAAGAUAUGAAAACAUUAUUUAGUUUAGAACAGCAAAAAUAUGACUGGGAUCCUGAAACUAUAGCUUAA
Messenger RNA from Phaedon cochleariae (mustard beetle), 873 nucleotides. The record is from the annotation of a GenBank genome assembly. NCBI's taxonomy places the organism in Eukaryota, Metazoa, Arthropoda, Insecta, Coleoptera, Chrysomelidae.